This is a messenger RNA of Eupeodes corollae, 3595 nucleotides long. It is a transcript of the gene mino, whose product is annotated as glycerol-3-phosphate acyltransferase 1, mitochondrial. The record is from RefSeq and is a predicted model, not a curated record. Lineage: Eukaryota; Metazoa; Arthropoda; Insecta; Diptera; Syrphidae. Gene Ontology annotation, cellular component: plasma membrane; mitochondrial membrane. Bases 632 to 3154 code for a protein of 840 amino acids. Gene Ontology annotation, molecular function: glycerol-3-phosphate O-acyltransferase activity. The transcript is spliced from 11 exons. Gene Ontology annotation, biological process: phospholipid biosynthetic process.
UUUGCGGUUGCUCGAGACCGUACCCGAGCCCGAGCCCGAACCCCGAACAACCAAAUUCAUUUUAUUGCAAGUGGUCGGAUCGAUCGGAUCGUUUGAAUUUCGAUGAUCAUCAGUUUUUUAGCUAAAGCCAUCAAUCAAUCAUACGGCAUAAAAUAGAUGUUGUACUUUUUAAAUUUCUUUUAUUUUUUUUAAUUUUAAUUUUUGUUUUUUUUUUAUAAAUGAUGUUUGCAACGUGGAAAUAGAAGCAAAGUGACGCUGUGUUGUGAUUGUGAUUUUGUGAUAGGAAUUGAUGAGAAAUAUAAACCGCAAUUUGGAAGUAGCAAGUAAAUUGUCGCUCAUUCUUUCCCCGAUUGUUGACCUUACUGACGGACGGUACAGAAGAAUGCACUUGUUACUUAAUUGCUGCCGCAGCCCGCAACAGUGAAAUCCACAAUUGAAUUAAAAUUUGACUUGAAAAUAAUAAAAUCAUACAAAAGUGAGGAAAUAAAACUUGUGAAAGAAGAAGAAAGGAGCACUUCUAUCUACUUCGGACUUCGGAUUUCGAAGAGGAGGCAUUGGUGUUACUCAAAAAACGCAAAACCGUUGCGAAUGACAUAAAACUAAACGUACUCGUAGCAUCGCUAGAAAGAAUAUGAUGGAUUCGUUGAGUUACUUUUUGCAAAGCGCAGUCGGCUUCUCGGUCGGCUUCUCACUAUUGGGAGCCGUGGAGGUUGCAUCGGUGGCCUUCAUUGUGUACUACAUCUACACUAAGACAAGGGCUCCAACUAUAAUCGCUGGACUUUUCCCACACCUCAAUAUCAACAUCAAUUCAUCAUUUGAUACGUUUAAUAAAAUGGGAUAUUUGUCAUCUUUUCUUCCAACCAAUAAUCAGGACCCAAAACAACAAGUAAACUUAUCACAUGGCUCAGGUACGGAAAAUCUACUGCACAUCACGCCACAUGCCGGCCGGAAGCCCUAUAACUCAAUGUUCGACUGGGGUGUUUAUUUUCCAUUUAUAGCUCAAGCUUUUCGCAUGAAACAGUUUCCGUAUCCGCAGGUUUCGGGGUUGGUUCUUAAGGACCCAAUACUGCAGCGCGCCAUCAAGCAGGCCAGUGAAGAUGCUUUAAAGGAGGAAAAUUCCAAGACCAGAAGAAACUCUGAGCGAAUUCUGCCAACAACUGAAAUAGACUCGGAUGAUGAGGAAAUAGAGAACCUGGCUUAUCAGAAAAUACUCAAGAAGCAGGAAAAACGAGGCUACAGCAUACUUAUGGAUAUGCGUUCAACCCUGAAUGGAUUCUUGGUGGCUUUUACAUCUUGGUUGCUAUACAAACUACUGCCAUGCUUUUUAUCCGGAGUGGUCACACACACUCGACAAAUUGAAAUGCUUAAACUGGCUGCUGAAAAGGCUCCGGGCAUUCCUUUAAUCUUCCUGCCAUUACAUCGAAGUCAUUUGGAUUAUAUCAUGGUAACAUUCAUCUUGGCCAACAACGAUAUUAGGUCUCCACUCGUCGCUGCGGGGAACAAUCUUCAGAUUCCUAUUUUUGGGGGAUUACUGCGAGGACUGGGUGCGUUCUUCAUUAAGAGAAAAAUUGAUCCAGUUGUUGGCAAAAAGGAUGUGCUGUAUCGAGCUGUUUUGCAUUUAUAUUUGCAACAUGCCCUCAAAAUGGGUCACAACGUGGAGUUCUUCAUUGAAGGUGGACGAACGCGAACUGGGAAACCAUGUAUGCCAAAGGGUGGUAUCCUUUCCGUUAUCGUUAAUGCCUUCAUGGAUCGCAGUAUCCCGGAUGCACUUUUAGUCCCAGUAUCAGUAAACUAUGAACGUCUUGUUGACGGUAAUUUCGUCCGUGAACAACUUGGCCAGAAGAAGAUACCAGAAUCAUUUGGUAAAGCUAUGUCGGGUAUAUGGAAGGCUUUGAAUUCCAAAUACGGGUUAAUGCGAAUCGAUUUCAACGAACCUUAUUCCAUCCGCGAACUUGUCCAAAGUUACAACAAGAUUGCAAAGGAAGAUGGCAACAUGAAAAUCUAUAAACCAGGCGCAAGAACAUUGCAACAUAAUCAAUCCACGUCCUCUUUGUACGGCACAGACGUUGUAUGUGAGGAACAUCGAACCUUAAUAGAUAGCAUAUCAAGACAAGUGGUAUACGAUUGCGCGGCUGCUACGUCAGUUAUGUCAACGAACGCGUUGUCUUUCUUGCUGCUUAACCGGUUUAGAAGUGGUGCUCUAGAAGUUGAAAUUGCCAAGGAACUGGACAAGCUUAGGAGCGUAUUGAAAGGUCGGAGAGACAUGGGUUUCUCUGGCGAGUCGAUUCAUGUUGUGAGAUAUGCCUGUGAUCUUCUAGGACCCGAUCUUGUAGUGAGAACCAAAAGGGACCAACAAAACUUUAUUCAACCAAAUCCACUCGUUCCAAGACUGAUUGAAUUAGCUUACUAUUCAAAUACUCUUACGCCACAUUUUGCUCUUGAAGCAAUUGUAUUGACAUCCCUCCAUUCAAUUUUAAGCGACAAACCAAACGACGCUGGGAUCUCUCGAAAACAUUUGAUCGAUGCUAGUCUUGAAAAUUGUGACGUCUACCGCUAUGAAUUUAUUCUUAACAAACCAACUCAAGUGCUAGAACAACUUCUCGAGUCGACAAUCGAUACAUUAAUAAAUCGAGAUCUAAUAAAGGGAUUAGAUACUAAGGAUACGACAGAAUGUGACGUGCAAACCCAUCGCAUGGCAAAUAAUCUUAUGGCCUAUCUGGGCGAGGACGAAUAUGAGGAUUUAACCCCAUUAGAAAAUCAAGAAAAGCCGGAACUUUUCAUAAACUACAACACGCUCCAAGAACAGAAAUAUGUUUGUGACAUAUUGGCACCGUUUGCACACGCGUACCACUCUGUGGCACAAUCUUUGAAGAUUCUGUACAAAAGUUCAAUGCUCGAAAGUGAAUUUAUUAAGUUUGUAAUCAAAGAUAUCACUGACAAAGUUAACGAUGCGAGCUGUCCCUAUGGUGAAAGUAUUUCAACUGACUCUGUUCGAAAUUGUUUGAAACUAUUCGAAAAAUGGUCAGUUUUGGAAGUUUUCAACCAACACGGACUAAGAUUGCUAUCCCUGGGACUUCUGUACGAUUCAUCGUCGGACGGUGUUGUUUGUAUUGUCAAUAGAAUAGCAGCAAUUGUGCCAAAAAUUAAAAUGUAAAAAUUAAAAUAUUUAAGACUUUAAGUACUCUGAUAGUGUAUAGUAUGGUUAGAAAAAGAAAAAAGAAAACAAAAAUACUUGAUUAAAAUAAUAAUUUAAUAUAAUGUUUUGCUCAGUUUUUGGUUGUUGUUGUAAUUAAUAAUGGGAGAUAUUAUAAGCACAAGAUCAAUUAGAAAAAUCAACCAACAAUUAAACGAAAAUAAAUAAAAAGAAAGUAGUUAUACGAACAAAGUAAUAGCAAUCAAAGUCUCUUUUUUGUUUUGCUCUGUGUUGCUUAAUUUAUCUCUUGACUGAAUAAAAUUAAACAAAAUCAUAAUAAACAACUAACUUACAAUAUUGUAGUAGAACAAAUAUACAUAAUGUAAUGUUAUUUCUAAGACUCCAUGCCUUCGUGUGAUGUAUAAAUAUUAAAUAAUAAAAAACUUAUUAUUAGUAUUCUAA